UCCACCAGGCGGCGCUACGACGGGGGACACGCGCUUCUUACCGACCGACACUGAUCAACGUCACGGACAUUUAAACGGUGUGUCGGUGAGCUGCAGCCUGUCGGUGAAUCUGAACUGUUAAACAGAGGAGGACACCCUCCGCCCUCCAUCCUCCACCUGUCUGUCAGGUCACUAUGGCGGACAUCAAGAACUUCCUGUACGCCUGGUGUGGAAAAAAGAAGCUGACUCCGAACUACGACAUCCGAGCUGCGGGGAACAAGAACAGGCAGAAGUUCCUGUGUGAGGUCCGCGUCGAUGGCUUCAACUACACCGGGAUGGGCAACUCCACCAACAAGAAGGACGCUCAGAGCAACGCCGCCAGGGACUUUGUCAACUACCUGGUCCGAAUCGGUGAAAUGAAAGCGGCCGAGGUCCCGGCGCUGGGGGUGAGCGCUCCAGACGCAGACCAGCAUGACGGAGGAGGAGGUGGAGGAGGUGGAGGAGGAGGAGGAGGAGGAGGUUUUGGAAGCCUGCCUUCCAGCGGUCCUCUGCCGCCUCACCUCGUGGUCAAAGCUGAGAAAGGAGAGGACAGCAGCGGGCCGGUACCAGGAGUGACUGGACUCGGCUACUCAGGAGGAGCAGGAGGAGGCUCUGGGUGGGGAGGAGCAGGAGGAGAAGCUCAGUGGGACCGAGGAGCCAACCUGAAGGAGUACUACGCCCGGAGAGACGAGCAGGAAGCUCAGGCGACGCUGGAGUCCGAGGAGGUCGACCUCAACGCUAAUCUCCACGGUAACUGGACGCUGGAGAACGCCAAAGCCCGUCUGAACCAGUUCUUCCAGAAGGAGAAAACCAGCGCUGAGUAUAAAUACAGCCAAGUGGGACCGGACCACAACAGGAGCUUCAUAGCCGAGAUGCAGCUGUUCGUGAGGCAGCUCGGCAGACGGAUCACGGCUCGUGAGCACGGCUCCAACAAGAAGCUCGCGGCUCAGUCGUGCGCUCUGUCUCUGGUCCGGCAGCUUUACCACCUGGGAGUGAUGGAGGCGUACUCAGGAGUGACCAAGAAGAAGGAAGGAGAGACCUUGGAGCCGUUUGACGUCAACGUGUCUCCGGACCUGCAGCAGCAGCUGGCCGCUGUCGUCCAGGAGCUCGGAGUCCACGUCCCCCCACCGCCUGAAGACCCGAGCAGCUCGGUGUCUCUGGUUCAGGGGAAGAUGGCGGUGUUUGAGCCGUCACAGCGGCAGAGCGGAGCCGGUGUCGUCCCGUGGUCGCCUCCGCAGGUCAACUGGAACCCGUGGACGAGCAGCAACAUCGACGAGGGACCGCUGGCCUUCUGCACUCCGGAGCAGAUCAGCGGCGAGCUGCACGGCGAGCUGAUGUACCAGCUGGAACAUGACGACAACCUGCAGAAGAUCCUGAUGGACCGUGAGCAGCUGCCCGUCAAACAGUUUGAGGACGAGAUCAUGGCCGCCGUCGACAACAACCCCGUGGUGAUCAUCCGAGGAGCGACAGGCUGCGGUAAAACCACCCAGGUUCCUCAGUACAUCCUGGACCGCUUCGUCAAAGGAGGCAAGGCGUCCGACUGCAACAUCGUCGUCACCCAGCCCAGAAGGAUCAGCGCCGUGUCGGUGGCCGAGCGAGUCGGCUACGAGAGAGGAGAGGAUCUUGGGAAAAGCUGCGGCUACAGCGUCCGCUUCGAGUCCAUCCUCCCCCGACCGCACGCCAGCAUCCUCUUCUGCACCGUCGGCGUUUUGCUGCGGAAGCUGGAAGCAGGGAUUCGAGGCAUCAGUCACGUUAUCGUGGACGAGAUCCACGAGAGAGACAUCAACACGGACUUCCUGAUGGUGGUCCUCAGAGACGUGGUCCAGGCCUACCCAGAAGUCCGUGUCAUCCUCAUGUCAGCCACCAUCGACACCACCAUGUUCAGAGAAUACUUCUUCAAUUGCCCCAUCAUCGAGGUGUUCGGACGCACCUUCCCCGUCCAAGAGUAUUUCCUGGAGGACUGUAUCCAGAUGACGAACUUUGUGCCUCCACCGAUGGACCGUAAGAAGAAAGACAAAGACGAGGACGGAGGAGAGGACGAUACUAACUGUAACGUGAUCUGCGGGCCGGAGUACACGGCAGAGACAAAGCGUUCGAUGGCUCAGAUCAACGAGAAGGAGACGUCCUUCGAGCUGGUGGAGGCUCUGCUCAGGUACAUCGAGACGCUGCAGGUGGCUGGAGCCGUGCUCGUCUUCCUGCCGGGCUGGAACCUCAUCUACUCCAUGCAGAGACACCUGGAGACCAACCCGCACUUUGGAAGUAACCGGUACCGGAUCCUGCCGCUGCACUCGCAGAUCCCCCGUGAGGAGCAGAGGAGGGUGUUUGAACCGGUGCCUGAUGACAUCAGAAAGGUGAUUCUGUCCACCAACAUCGCGGAGACGAGCAUCACCAUCAACGACGUCGUCUACGUCAUCGACUCCUGCAAGCAGAAGGUGAAGCUCUUCACCUCCCACAACAACAUGACCAACUACGCCACCGUCUGGGCCUCCAAGACCAACCUGGAGCAGAGGAAGGGCCGAGCGGGCAGAGUCCGACCCGGCUUCUGCUUCCACCUCUGCAGCCACGCUCGCUUUGAGAGGCUGGAGACUCACAUGACUCCAGAGAUCUUCAGGACGCCGCUGCACGAAGUCGCUCUGAGCAUCAAACUGCUCCGACUUGGAGCCAUCGGACACUUCCUGUCCAAGGCCAUCGAGCCACCGCCGCUGGACGCCGUCAUCGAGGCCGAACACACUCUGAGAGAGCUGGACGCUCUCGACACCAACGACGAGCUCACCCCUCUGGGUCGGAUUCUGGCCCGGCUGCCCAUCGAGCCUCGCCUGGGGAAGAUGAUGAUCAUGGGCUGCAUCUUCCACGUCGGAGACGCCAUGUGCACCAUCUCUGCCGCCUCGUGCUUCCCGGAGCCGUUCGUCAGCGAGGGCAAACGUCUCGGCUUCGUCCACAGAAACUUUGCCGGCAGCCGCUUCUCGGACCACGUGGCUCUGCUGUCUGUGUUCCAGGCCUGGGACGACGUCAGGAUUAACGGCGAGGACGCUGAGACUCGUUUCUGUGAGCACAAACGUCUGAACAUGUCGACGCUCAGGAUGACGUGGGAGGCCAAAGUCCAGCUGAAGGAGAUCCUGGUCAACACGGGGUUUCCUGAAGAGUGUCUGAUGACUCAGAUGUUCAACACGGUGGGACCUGACAACAGCCUGGACGUGGUGGUGUCUCUGCUGACCUUCGGCUCGUACCCGAAUGUCUGCUACCACAAAGAGAAGAGGAAGAUCCUGACGACGGAGGGACGCAACGCCCUCAUCCACAAGUCCUCGGUUAACUGCCCGUUCAGCAGCCACGACAUGACCUACCCGUCCCCGUUCUUCGUCUUCAGCGAGAAGAUCCGGACCAGAGCGAUCUCGGCUAAAGGGAUGACUCUGGUCAGUCCUCUGCAGCUGCUGCUGUUUGCCUGCAAGAAGAUCAGCUCCAACGGGGACAUCGUGGAGCUCGACGACUGGAUCAAACUGAGGAUCCCUCACGAGGUGGCGGGCGGCGUGGCGGCUCUGCGGGCCGGACUCGAGGCUCUGGUGGUGGAGGUGACCAAAGACCCGGAAUACAUCCGACAGAUGGACCAGACCAACGAGCGGCUCCUGAACCUCAUCAGGCUCGUCUCCAAACCAUCGUCAGCCGGACUCAACAUGAUGGCCAGCAACCAGAGGAUGGGAGACGGUCCUCGACCUCCAAAGAUGGGACGCUUCGACGGAGGAGGAGGCUACCAGGGAGGUGGAGGAGGCUACCGAGGAGGAGGAGGAGGCGGAGGAGGAUAUAGGGGAGGAGGAGGAUAUGGAGGAGGUGGAGGAUAUGGAGGAGGUGGAGGCUACAGAGGUUACAGAGGUGGAGGAGGAUACAGAGGAGGAUAUGGAGGAGGUGGAGGAGGCUACAGAGGAGGAGGAUAUGGAGGCGGUGGGGCUUACAGAGGAGGUGGAGGUGGAGGAGGAGGAGGAUAUGGAGGAGGUGGGGCUUACAGAGGAGGAGGAGGUGGAGGGUACAGAGGAGGUUAUUAACGUGGUUUGUUUGACAGAAAUAAUUUGUUUGUGUGAUGAAAUGUUUUUUCUUCAAGUCGUCGUUUGUUUGAUCAUUGAACGUGUCGUAAAUAAAUAAAUAAAUAAAUGUUCUGAAAAAACUGAAA
Larimichthys crocea (large yellow croaker) is the source of this 4177-nucleotide messenger RNA. It is a transcript of the gene dhx9, whose product is annotated as DEAH (Asp-Glu-Ala-His) box helicase 9. The record is from RefSeq and is a predicted model, not a curated record. Lineage: Eukaryota; Metazoa; Chordata; Actinopteri; Sciaenidae. Gene Ontology annotation, biological process: regulation of mRNA processing; positive regulation of transcription by RNA polymerase II. The transcript has 28 exons. Bases 174 to 4052 code for a protein of 1292 amino acids. Gene Ontology annotation, molecular function: 3'-5' DNA/RNA helicase activity; ATP hydrolysis activity; double-stranded RNA binding. Gene Ontology annotation, cellular component: ribonucleoprotein complex; intracellular anatomical structure; nucleolus.